Messenger RNA from Alternaria novae-zelandiae, 573 nucleotides. RefSeq lists its product as uncharacterized. The record is from RefSeq and is a predicted model, not a curated record. The transcript has 3 exons. Lineage: Eukaryota; Fungi; Ascomycota; Dothideomycetes; Pleosporales; Pleosporaceae. Bases 1 to 573 code for a protein of 190 amino acids.
AUGUCCGCCGCCGCUGGAUCCUCUCCACCUCCUCCGCCCCCUAGCGGCAAUUCCAACAAGAACACUGGCCAUGGAUCUUCUUCCUACCCCAACCUCAAGAUCCCUCUCUCAGGAGACGGGAGCACUCCCCAGAAGGCUGCUUGGGCAGGUAUCAUGUUUCAACCACCUGGUAUCACCAAGAACUACGUCGUCGACGGCGUUGGCCUCUUCCCUCGAUACCGUCGUACCCGCGUCGAGGAAGCGCGUGAAUAUGCUCGACUGUCGUAUACAAUCCUCGAUGGGGAGACCUACGAGGUUAUCCCCGAGUCUCAUAUCCCUCCGGGUCCCAUUGGCAACCCCUCUAUGCCGGCCGCUGCGGGUAUCGUAGCUCAGAUGCAGGACAUUGCGGCUCACGAGAACGCACUUGCGACGGGUUCGGGGGCAGCAACUGAUGCUUACAACGCGCUUCAAGUUCACCACGGUGACGCGUUUGUAGACGACAACGACAACACCGGCAACUCAUCGGAAGACGCUGCCGAAUCCUCUUCAGACACGUCUGGCGACCGCUCGGCUGGUGCCUCUUCUACAGAGUGA